AUGCGUGCGUGUUACGUCGUGAUCUCAGCCGCAGUCACCUUUCAAGUCCACAGCAAGACUGUGUUCGCAUUGACUACCUUGAAACAGAACCAGUUUGCUACCGACGAUUCGACACUCUCCAUCGACACUGCUCAGACUACCGGUGCUAAUAAGAGAUCACUACGUACGCUUGAUGCUAGUGCCAUCACCAAGAUGGUCAAGGUUCCCAAAACCAUUACCAUUGAUGAGCUGUUUAACAUCCAGAAGCUCGACGAGGCCCUCGACCCGAAGCGCGCCGACGAUAUUCUCGCCAAGAAACCUCUUGGCGGUUGGCUUGACAAGAACACGCUUGACGAAGUUCUCAAAGGAAAUUUAGCGCAGAAAAAGAAAGUGUUUGAGGAAUGGCGCGCGAACAAAAGAACCGGUAGGAUGAUCAAUCUGCUCAUCAAGUCUGAUCCAGCCAUUGAGAAGAAGUAUAGAUUUGUCUACAAGGUGUAUGCUGGCUAUCUCAAGAAGAUUUACCGCGAGGAGAACCUGGCGAAGCGACUUGCUGACACCACCUGA
Molecule: messenger RNA, 543 nt
Organism: Phytophthora nicotianae INRA-310
Lineage: Eukaryota; Oomycota; Peronosporomycetes; Peronosporales; Peronosporaceae
Exons: 1
Coding region: 1-543 (180 amino acids)
Source: RefSeq, a predicted model, not a curated record